Messenger RNA from Lineus longissimus, 4374 nucleotides. RefSeq names its product nucleolar protein 8-like. Bases 36 to 4022 code for a protein of 1328 amino acids. NCBI's taxonomy places the organism in Eukaryota, Metazoa, Nemertea, Pilidiophora, Heteronemertea, Lineidae. The record is from RefSeq and is a predicted model, not a curated record. The transcript has 14 exons. Gene Ontology annotation, molecular function: RNA binding.
CCAAAAUGGCUGCGCCCAUGAAAUAAACCAAAGUCAUGGAAACAAAGCGGUUGUUCAUCGGAGGCCUGUUUGCCGGCAUCAGUGAAGCGGACUUGAAGGACCGACUUGGAAGAUUUGGUGAUGUUAGCAAUGUGGAGUUAAAGACAAGGAAAAGUGCAGAUGGUGAACCAGUGAAGACAUUUGCCCACCUCAAUCUUGAGUCAACUCCAGACAACUUCAAAAAGUGUGUGGGGACCUACAAUGGUGCAAAGUGGAAAGGUUCAACUCUCAGUAUACAGGUAGCCAAGGAGAGCUUCCUGGAGAGGCUUCAGAAAGAAAGAGUUGCUCACAACCAAAAGGAGAAGGAAGCCACGGCUUCACCGUUGGUCAAGACUCCCAAGGACAUCCGAGUCCCGGGGUCUAAACCUGGGGACCCAGUACCUGGGGAAGAGAACUGGGUUGUUGGGAAAUUUGGUCGUGCUCUGCCGGUUGUGUAUAUGAGACGAAAAGAUGGGAAGAAAAUUAUGAAGGUCGAUCCGUCGAAAUAUACUCAUAGUUUACAGGUCCUGAAGGAUGUGCCAGCUGAGCCUGCAGACGUUGAUGAAUUAACCUGGGAAAUGGAUGAAAAGAAUUCCGAGAUUGAGAAAAAGAAAAUGGGAGUCUUUCCUGCUAUGAAAAAGAAGAAGAAGAAAUCUGUCACGUCUUCCGUGAAUGCUGAUGUUCUGCGUGAAGUGAAAGAAGCCGAGCGUUCAAGGCUUGAGGAGUUUGAAGUUGUGUCGCGCGGGAGAGUGAAAGCGGUUGAUGUCAGAGAUGAUUUGGAUUCUGACGAUACUGAUGAAAUCAUUGCGAUGAAACGUCCAAGGAGAGAUAUGGAUGAGACUAAUAAUCGGGGAGAUAUGUCGGAUUCAUCUAUGGAAACGGACGGCACGGAUAGUGACAGUGGGGUCGAGGCAAGUCGUGCAAGAAAGGGACAGAAAUGUUUCGAGAAGGUUUUGCACGUGUCACAAGAGACCGAUGAAAUUAUCUUAACGGCAGAACCAGUUGGAGGCCGACCAGCGAGAGAAAAUGGUAUUGUUGACAAUUCUGGUGGGAAUUCUGACUCUGACGCUUCGACUGAUAUUGAUGAUAUUCUGAGCAGGAUUCAAGUUAAGAAGAAAGUAACACCGAAGGGGAAGAGGGCGUCUGCUGCUAAGUCAUUGGUAUCGUCUGAUGAGGAAAAUGAUUCCGUUGUCAAGGCAAAGAAACUGAAACUGGGAACGGGGGUUGCUGAUGUUUUUGGCCCUGUUACUCCAAGUUGUUCUGGUAAUGAUGAUUUGAAUGACGACUCUAGAAACAAGAUUAAAAAGAAAAAGAAAUCUGCAAAAAAAGAAAAGGUGGAAAUUUUUCCGGAAAAAUCAGUUGCUUUUGAUGGUAGCGAUGAGGAUGACUUGGAAAAAGUGGAGGCAUUUCAUGAACCGAAACAAGGAAAUUUGUCUUGGACCAAGCCGGUCAAAAAGAUGAAAAUUUCCCGCAAAGAUAUUGUGUCAUUUGAUGAUGCGGGUGGCGUUGUUGACAAACUGGAUGAUGCAGAUGACAGGGACUCGGCAGGUUCGGCAGAUACGGAUGAACUUUUUUCAAAUAUGCGAAAAAAAUUGGAUACUUCCGUUGCAAAGUCACAGAGUACUCCGAAGAUGUCUCUUCCCCUGAAAAAAAAACCUGCUUCAAAAACUGUCGGUUUGAAUGUUUCAGUUUUUGAUGAGUUUGCAAGCGGUUUGGACGAUGUCGCUGAAACUCGUUUGACAUCAAAACAGAAAUCAGACUUCAGUGACUCCAAGUCAGAAGAGUCUGAGUCCAAUUCCGACUCGGAUAGUGAGACAGAAGUUGUUGUUCGAGGUGCUGGCGUGACAAGUUCAACUACUAAAGAACUUGCCGGUGUAAGAACCAAUUUGAAUGUUUCUGGUUCCAAGAUUGCAAGCAAGUCUGGUGCUAACUCUAAGGUUAAAAAUUCAAGCAAAAUUGCACCUGUUUCUAGCGAUUCUGAUGACGAUUUUGUCUCAUGUGAUUCAGGUUCAGAUUCGGAUUCAGAUUCUAGUCCAGAUGCUGGGAAAAAUGCCGGAUGCUCCAUUUCAAAAGCUAAGGCAUUGUUGCUGAAGUCCGACUCUGACAGUUCAGAAUCUGAUGAGGAGUCAAGUGAUGCAACUUCAGAUUCUGAAAAUAUCCAGCCGUCCGUGUCUCAAGUUGACUUUGCCAAAACUAAGUCGUCUGCUUCAAAUGAGAUUGAAUCAGAUUCAGAUGAAAUUGAAUCAGACUCGGAUAAGAUUGAAUCAGACUCUGACAAGAUUGAAUCGGAUUCAGAAUCUGCUGACUCUGACUCUAGCAACUCUGAUGUUCAAGAAACUGCUCGAAAUGAAAUUGUGAAAAGUGAAGUUUCAAAUAAGAAAUUGCCAAAGAAGUCUAUCUCAGAAUCGGCUGUUUCAGUGUCUUCCAAAUUCAACUCAAAGGUUGCAAAACAGCAGGAUACUUCGAGUGACUCUGAUUCGUCCGAUUCAAGUGAGGCGGAGUCGGAUACAUCUUCAGAGAAGACUGCAGGAAAGGAGAUUGGAAAUUUAAAGAAAUUGAAAGAGGUGUCCGAAUCGGAGGAGAGUGGAGAGUCUGAGGCGAGUUCAGAUGCGGAAUUGGACAAUUUGAAGAGUGAACCACAAGGGAAAAAGCGUAGCAUAUUGAAGGUCUCCGACAUUGUUUCUACUGGUCUCUCCCGGCAGGCUGAUAGCAAGGACACUGGAGUCCAGUCAAAGAAAGAGAAGAAGAAAAAUAAGGACAAGACGACGAAAAACAUGUCUAAAGUUGAUAAACACAAAUCAGAUGACUUAAAGAGGAUGGAGACUGUUCAACAGCGGCGUCAGGAGAGCCAGAGCAAGAAGACAGCGAUCAGGGAAGCGCUAGCUGCCGUGGACUCGGGAAAAACCAAGGGGAAGAAAAUCGUCUUUUCUGACAGCGACAGCGAUGAUUCCGCUGCUGAUGAGAUCACUCACGCCGCAGAGAAGAAAUCGGCUCCUGGUUCUCCUUCCAAGGAAAAUACCGUCAAAGCAAAGAAAGCUCCAGGAUUGUUUGAGAGUGAUAGUGAGGAGGAUAUGGAGGUGGUUGAUGAUGAUGAGAUGUUCAGGAUCCGGCCACAGUUUGAAGGCAAAGCAGGCAAGAAGCUGUUGCGACUCCAGCGUCGCUAUGGCGAUGACGAGCGAUUCAAAAUGGACGAGAAGUUCUUGGAAUCGGCAUCCGAUGACGAGGCUGAUGAGAAUGUAGCAUCGCAGGGGGAUGCUGCAGGGGAGAGGUCGGAGCGGGAAAGACAGAUGGAUGUUUUAAAGGAUAUGUUUGGUUCACGGGCCGUGGAUAAGAAAGUCGCAAAGAAGCCUACUUUUCAGAAUGCUUCCUCGGUCCAUUUUGACCCAACGCGGGAGGAUCACAGUCAGUUUGAAGUGCACAUUGAACCCAAGAAGGCAGAGAAGAAGAAGAAGAAGAAAGUCGAGGAGGCGGAGAAGAAGAAUGAACUUGAACUGCCGGAGGUCUCCAAGGAACGAUUUUAUGAAGUGUCGACUGAUCUGAAGGAUGUCUUCCAGGGGAAGGCUGAGACCUCAGCGUUCAGCUUUCUGACACCAGAUUCAGUGGAGAGGGAGGAAUGUGUGGACAAGCUUGCUUCUCCCGAGCCUGAGGCAUGUCAACCGAGUAGCUUGUUACCGUGGCAGGCAGAGACGUUCAAUUAUGAUACGAGCAGCGGAGAGGAGGAAGAGGAUGAGAGAAUGGAAACCGAGCAGACGCAGGUGGAGCCACAAGCAGAACCAGUUAACACCAAGCUUUUCUUCUUCUCCUUGGAUGAUACAAGAAUAAAAGAGGGCGUGGAGUCGUUCUAUCGUCAAGAAGAUAUGAACGUGAUUAGACAAGACUGGUGGGAGAAGAGACCAGCUCUCAUUGAUAGCUACAGGAUGCGACGAAAGAGAGCCUUACGUAAGAAACGCCACGAGAAAGUAAAUUUACCUCCUCAUCAGAAACCGAAAGGAAAAUGGAAUUAGAAACCUUGCCGGGGCUUCGACGUGGACUUUUCAUGAGAGGAACUUACAUAAACAGUCUCAAUACAAACUGGUUCCAAGAAUAUUCCCAUCACAACUGAUGAAUUGCUCUCAACUUCAUGUCUAUUGGCUAUUUAAAUGAUGAUUUAUCACAGCAUUGUGCAAUGCAUGCAAGUGCAGAAUGCAAUGCAUGGUGUGACUUCAAUGCAUUGUGGAAGCAUCAUUACUCACAGGACUGCCUUGAAUGAAGCAAAGGUUGUAUCAAAAAGUGGUUAAUUUCAACUUUUGAUAUGAGGUUUUACUACUGCCAGUAUGGAGGUGGUUGAUGUAGAAGUGACUGCUGUGCUGUGAUCUA